CUCGUCGCAAAAAGAAAAGGGGCAACAUGGCCUCGGGCGGAUUUAAGCCAAACGCCACGGCGGACUUUUUGGAGGAGUGGAAGGCGAAACGGGAGAAAAUGCGAGCCAAAAUGCUGGGGGACAUAGCGGCGGCGACCGGUGCGCCCCAGGGUGCCAACAACCCCAACAACCAGCAGCACAGCGGCCCGGACCGAAGCGCCUCCGCGGGGAACUGCCUCCCCCCCAUCAUCUCCUCCUCCUCCUCCUCCUCCUACGCGGUGGCCCGGUCCUCCUCCGGCACGGCUUUAAAGAGACCCGAGGAGGAAACGCACCACCCCGCCUCCCCCUCACCCACAGCCGCCGCCGCACCGCCGCCGCCGCCGGGCAGCGACCCGAAGAAGGCCCCGCCUCAGACGGAGGAGGCUCCGUGCGACUCCCCGGACUCCGGCGCCAUGGCCUGCAACGACAGCGACAAGGGCAGCCCGUCGCCCGGUAAGGCCAAGGAGAAGAACGGCACGGGACCCAGCGCCAGGAAGGGCAAAGGUCAGAUCGAGAAGAGGAAGCUGAGAGAAAAGAGGAGGUCGACAGGUGUCGUCAGCAUGCCGUCCAAUGAGAGCCUGGACGAGCUGGACGACGACGACGGAGGGGAGAAGGACCGCAAGGAGGAGGAGGAGCUGGUGCAGGCCAACACUUUCCAGAACGAGGCCAUGGCGGCCGACCCCGUCUUGAUGGAAACCCCCAGACCGGCGAGCGGCCGCCACAGGAGCUCUACGGGCUCCGAUGAGGAGGCGGAGGGGAACAUCAGACAACGACACAACCGCCACUGCAGAGAUGGAGCAGCAGCAGCAGCAGCAGCAGCAGCGGGGAGUUUGGAGCUGCGGGUGGAGGAGCUGGAGAAGGAGCUGGCCAGAGAGCGCCAGGAGAACGACAGGUUGCUGAGAUCCGACCAGGACAAAGACGACGUCAUCGACAAGCUGAGGGAGGAGAUCGACUUGCUGAACAGAGACCUGGACGACAUUGAAGACGAGAACGAGCAACUGAAGCAGGAGAACAAGACUCUGCUGAAGGUGGUGGGUCAGCUGACGAGGUAGAAAGACGACGACGACGACGCCGCCUCCUCCCGACGUUUCCGCCGAGGGUCACGUCCGUCAUCGUGACCUUUGACCCGCUCUGGUUCUGUCGCUUUCCGCGCUCGAGGUGAAGCUGUAAGCUAGUCGUUUCAGUGCGUUGGUCGUAUUUAAUGUAAAUUUGUUGUACAUAGCCCGCUGAGAUGUUUGGGGUGGGGUUUUAAAAAAAGGUAAAAAAAAAUGAAUGUAUGGGGUGCACAAACAAGCGCAGACAAAGUAUAAAACCUGCGCGCAGACACCAUUUUUAAAUUCAAAAGGUUCUCCAGCGGUGAAAUAUUUGGGUUUCAUCAGAGGACACGUGGGCACCGGGACCGGACCAGCAGCAGCAGGUCUUAGAAACUGCUUCUCUCUAAUCAUUACUUGUUUUAUUUGAAUCCCAGUCGGGCAUCAAACUGUAUUUUCAAUGGUUCAAAAUUAAAUAAUAAAACUACAUGAAUUACC
This is a messenger RNA of Gasterosteus aculeatus aculeatus (three-spined stickleback), 1547 nucleotides long. It is a transcript of the gene pawr, whose product is annotated as PRKC, apoptosis, WT1, regulator. Gene Ontology annotation, biological process: positive regulation of apoptotic process; apoptotic process. Gene Ontology annotation, cellular component: cytoplasm. The record is from RefSeq and is a predicted model, not a curated record. Lineage: Eukaryota; Metazoa; Chordata; Actinopteri; Perciformes; Gasterosteidae.